This is a messenger RNA of Spodoptera exigua (beet armyworm), 3732 nucleotides long. NCBI's taxonomy places the organism in Eukaryota, Metazoa, Arthropoda, Insecta, Lepidoptera, Noctuidae. The record is from the annotation of a GenBank genome assembly.
UAUUUUACUAGUUUAUUUGGUUUUUGCCCCUGAUUGUCCUUUGAAAUGUUCAGUUCCAAAGUGAUAAAUGAAUGAACAAAGUCUAACAGCUCUUUAUUACUUGUUACAGGUGUGCAGUGAAAGCAUUUGGAGGCAGUGAUCAGUGAAGUUGCGGACGGCAAAGCCGCCUACGUCGUGUCGUGUGUCCAUAGAGUGUGGUGCGCGAGUGUGCGUGUCGACUUGCCUAGUGCCUGUGACAGUGCCAGUGUGUGUGUGUGCGUGCGUGCGUCCGCAGUGGCGCCGACGCCGGCGUCAAGUCAAUGCCGGUGUGCCGAUGGAGCGGUGAUCGCGGCCUGACUACAUCACAAGAGCAGCGCUGGUGACGCGCUGCGUAGCGGUGGUUAAAGCGGCUCUGCCGCUUUAAAUGGACAAACGCAAGAUGCUGCCAAAGAGAGCGCGUAUGGAUAGCAUGCGGGGUCCCAUCGCCAACGGACCCUUGCAGUCGAGGCCCUUGGUGGCGUUAUUAGACGGACGCGACUGUACAGUCGAGAUGCCGAUACUGAAAGAUGUCGCGACAGUGGCGUUCUGCGAUGCACAGUCGACAUCAGAGAUUCACGAGAAGGUGCUCAAUGAGGCGGUGGGUGCACUAAUGUGGCACACCAUCAUACUGACCAAGGAGGACCUCGAGAAGUUCAAGGCGUUAAGGAUCAUUGUUCGUAUCGGAUCAGGUGUUGAUAAUAUUGAUGUCAAAGCGGCAGGUGAACUAGGCAUAGCGGUAUGUAAUGUACCAGGCUACGGUGUAGAAGAAGUAGCAGACACGACAAUGUGUCUCAUAUUGAACUUAUAUCGGCGGACGUACUGGCUCGCGAACAUGGUGCGGGAAGGGAAAAAAUUCACAGGACCGGAGCAGGUGCGCGAGGCAGCGACAGGUUGCGCGCGCAUCCGGGGCGACACGCUGGGCAUCGUGGGGCUGGGCCGCAUCGGCUCGGCCGUGGCGCUCAGGGCCAAGGCAUUCGGCUUCAACGUCAUCUUCUACGACCCCUACCUGCCCGACGGCAUUGAGAAGUCGCUCGGUCUAACCAGGGUCUACACACUUCAGGACCUUCUAUUCCAAAGUGAUUGUGUAUCAUUGCAUUGCAGCUUAAACGAACACAAUCACCACCUCAUCAACGAGUUCACUAUUAAACAGAUGCGCCCAGGCGCGUUUCUGGUGAACACGGCGCGCGGUGGGCUAGUAGACGACGAAGGCCUGGCCGCCGCGCUCAAGCAGGGCCGCAUCCGGGCUGCCGCGCUCGACGUGCACGAGAAUGAACCCUUCAACGUGUUCCAGGGCCCGUUGAAAGACGCGCCAAACGUGCUGUGCACUCCCCAUGCGGCUUUCUAUUCGGACGCGUCGGCACAGGAGUUACGCGAAAUGGCCGCGUCAGAGAUACGGCGCGCCAUCGUGGGCCGCAUCCCCGACUGCCUGCGGAACUGUGUGAACAAGGACUACUUCCUCGGCGGCGGCGCGCUCGCCGGCGGCGCGCUGGGCGGCGCGCCCCUGGCCGCGCCCGCCGCGCCGCCCGCGCCCUACCCCGAGAGCAUCAACGGCGGGUACUACGCGGCGGCGCAGGCGGCGCACUCCACCACGGCCGUGCACGACGCGCCCGCGCCGCAGCCCGCGCCGCAGCCCGCGCCGCACGCGCCGCACGCGCCCAUCGCGCCACACACGCCGCACGCGCCCAUCACGCCGCAGCCGCCCAUCUCCCUGCCAAUCAACACGUCGGAUCCGGCCAACCAUCAGUUGAAGCAGGAGAGCUCCGACGUCCAUUAGGCGACGAAGAUGCGCUACGUUACAGUACCGUGAUCACGCCGAGCGACUAAACAAACAUACAAACAAACAAUAGUUUUAUUGAUUCCAUCGCAAUUAUGUCAUAAGUACCUAUGUCGUAAGCCAACGAGUGAUAUAAUAAUGUAGUCGCGGCGUUUGCAUAGAGGCGACACAACGCUUUAUAUUAUAAAAUAGUAAAUUAGUGAGUUUUAGUGCGUCGGUUCGAUCCGCGGCGAGUGAGUCUGUCUGUCUGUCCUCAAACAUUUUGUUUUAUAGUGAAAUAUGUUCCUUCGCGGGAUAGGAGACAAAUGGGACGCUUGAAUUGACUGUGAAAUUAAUGUUAAUAAUAUAAAUACGCAGGCAUUCUCCAAUAAGGAUUGUGCCUCCAAUAGUAAUUAUUUUGAUUUACCUGACGAUUUAAGUGAUUUAUCGAGAAGCACUCCAUUUAUUUCCUACGUCGUGAUUUUCAUAGUCGAUUUCAUGUUAACUGACAAUAAAAAAUAAGAUUUUGACACAAACGAGAUUGAUAUAAACGAGGCACUCGUAACAACUAUUGAAGUUUUGAAAGUAUGCAAACGAAUCGAGCUAAAUCGGUUCUCGAACAUGUUUUAUAUACGUCAAGGAGACAAAUAAUUAUAAUUAGUGCAUAUGGCUUGCAGGAAUGUUGUGUGUGACUGUACACAGUUUUAUUUCAGUGUGAUUAUGAGAUUCCUUGUGAAAUGCACGCCCGUCUCGAUGCAAACGUCGCGCGUUAUGAGCGAAUAGUUGAUUCUGUGUUUGUAUUUGGUAAGUUGGGACAGCUAUAUAUAGAUACUGUUAUGGUAAAAUGCGUGUACUGAUCGCGGGCCGAAACGUGUAUGUUCUGUGUACUUGUACGUGUAAAUAAUGCGAUAAUAAGUCUAACUACUACUUUACUCCACACAGUCGAGCAUCGUGUACGUUGUGCGGUGAAGUAAUGCCACGUUGUCUUCUAUAGCUGCUAAUGAAAAAAUGAUGACCCACUGUGUGGAGUAGAUAAGUUUCAUACUAAGUGGACAACUACUUCGCGUACAGCGAAUAAUAAAAUGACAUACGCGUGAGAGCUCGUUGGAAUAGGUUUUUAGAAUCAUAAAGCUCUAAAGUUAUCACUGCCCAGUAUUUUGUAUAUGGUCAGCGAUAGUUAGCUUACCGGUACGCUUGACAACGACAACGAUGGCUGGAAAAGUUAAUUUAGAAACGAAUGGAAUCAAAGGUUCCACGAGUUUUAUGUAAAUUUGUAUAAGGCUUUUGUGCUUACCUUGGCGGGUAAUUAAAUAGAUUUUUAUAUUGAAUUAAAAUGUACAAAAAGAAAGUCAUUAAAACUGUCAGUCUCAUUUAAAACACAUACACAUUUGACAUUAUUAUCGCGUUAUUCAGACGUAUUGUACCCCGUGUGUGUGUUGAAUCAAAGCGCUGGAGUUAUACUGUGUACUGCGGUACGCGUAGGUUCGAUGCAUGGUCCCAGCCCCUGGUCUAUGAGCAUUUGAUCGCAUUUGUUUGUACCCACACGGCCGCGGCCCCGGUCCGGCCCGAGCGCAUGCAUUCGAACUGUUAUUUUUAAGUAAUCAACAAAAGGACUGUAGAAUUCUAUCAUCACACUUUAUUAAUGAGAAAACGGAUGUCUUCGUGUUUCUUUUUUUUUACUUUGAAAAUGUACAAAAUCAUCCUUCAUUUGAAUAUUUUUUUUAAAUAGAGUUUAAGUGACGAAUUUGUACAUGAACAUGAAAGAACACCAUGAAUAUAAAAUUUAGAACCGAAACGCAAUAGAGGGGCACCGCCCCGCCGUGCACCCGUUUGACAAUCGUGAGAAUUGGUAUUUAAAAAUUAGUAUUUACUUACAGUUUAGUUUAAUGACAAAAACAAUGUGUAUAUUUUAUGAGAAAGUGAAAAGUUCUUAAAUAAAACUAUUGUUUUCGGAUUAAUUA